AUGGAAGGCAGCGAAAGCAAAGCAGUAUUCGAAUCCCUAAAUUUGAAUCCCCAACUUUUCAUCAACGAAACCCUAAACACCGUCGAUGAUUUGGUGGACGACGCUUUCAAUUUCUACCACCAGGAAGCAUCGACCCUUUUGAAAACUGAUGUCACUGUUAAAUCCCAAUUCUUAAGCGAGGGAAUUGAUUAUAUCCGCAAUAUGAUUCAAUCGGACUUGGAUACGCGGUUGGGUAUGUGGGAGAAGUACUGUGUUCACCACAUUUUUGCGGUUCCUAAGGGUUUCUCUUUACCUCAAACUGAAUCACCAGCUGAAACUUUGAUGUGUCAAGACGUGCUUUGUGAUCCUGAUCUGGAUACACAGUUGGAUAACUUGAGGAACAGGCUUACUAUGAUAGGAAAGGAGUCUGCUGAGCUGAAUUAUGAGCUUCAAGCCUUGGAAAGGCAAUCUGCUUCAAGUGAUCAUUGUGCUGAACUUGUCAGUGAGGCUCUGCAAUUGUAUGACCAAGCCUCUGUCCAAGACAUGUUUCAAGAUUUGGUGUCAACGAUGUCCGAACUUCGUGAAAAAAUGGAGAAGCUGAGAACCAGAAAGGUGGAAAAUAUAGAGUGCGUUAGAGCAAAGAGGAUUCAUGAUCCAGAUAGAGAUUUAUUGGCAUCAAAUUAUAGCAAGGGCCUCCCCAAUGCAACAGUGGAAGAUCUUCAAGAAUUUAUGGCUGAUUUAAAGCAUAUGUGA
This is a messenger RNA of Dovyalis caffra, 732 nucleotides long. The record is from the annotation of a GenBank genome assembly. NCBI's taxonomy places the organism in Eukaryota, Viridiplantae, Streptophyta, Magnoliopsida, Malpighiales, Salicaceae.